AUGGCGCUUGGUCUGUGCCUGGGCUUUUCAGCUGGGCUGCUUUGUCUGCCGCUGCUGACCGUGUUCGCUGUACGGCUCUCUGCUCGUUUACGAUCUGCCAUCGCCUUUGGCGUUGGGACUAAUUGGCCGCCCUACGAUGUCAGCGACCUGUCCAGGCCCUCACCACGCUGGGUGCAGUUGAGCACACGGCUGCUGGGCCUACUAGCCCACUCAGAAACAGUGGGCGCGUUUGAAGGCCUUGCCAAUGCUGUUCCGUUGAUGGUCAAGAGCCCCAACGGUAUGGUUUCCGGGCUGCGCCUGUCCCCAACAGCACAGAAGAAAACGAAGACCGUGGUGUACUUGCACGGGCAAGCUGGCAACGCGGUUGUACAACAUCGGACAGACCUCUACAAGCUGCUUGCGACGCGACUCGGAUGUGAGGUGAUUGCCAUCGAUUACUGUGGCUGCGGCUACUCUGAUUUCUGCUGGCCAACAGAGGCCAGUGCAGUGGCGGAUGUCCGGGCUGUUGUUCAGUCCCUGCCGCCGGAGGAGGAGGUCGUCAUCUGGGGUCACAGUCUCGGCACAGGCAUCGCGCUGGCAUCUUUGGAAGCCUUGCUGGCAGAUGAGGGCCGCCGAGUGAGGGGUGUGAUCCUUGAGGCACCCUUCCUGUCCUUUGCGGCCGCAGCGGGGUCGCUGCUAGAGGCGGUGCUGCCCUGGCGCAGCCUGCGAGAAGGAUUGGAGAGAUGGGUUCGGGAUGGCUGGGGGGACCUCCAGUUCGAUUCCGCUCGCCGAGUCCAAGCUGUAGCUGCCAAGAUGCCCGCCAGAGCCCCAGCUCCUGUGACAAGUGCGAAACGGCGCUGGUUAAAGAGCCGUGAGACUCAGGUGGUCAUCCUCCACGGCACGGAUGACGGGAAGGAAGCUCUCCGAGUUGGCUGGAGUGCCGUGCCGUGCCUGCCAUUAGACAUCUUUGCUCUCGACAUGCUGCACAACGACAUUUGGGCGCAGCCCGGCUUGCCGCAGCUGCUCAAAGAGACUUUCGAGCAGUUGUACUUGCUGGCAGCUCUGGAGGUCGAGAAGUUCAAGAAUAAAACCUUGGACGCCCAGAUGACAGGCGCCACGCAGGGCACGAUGACGACUGCACAGACGCUGCAGUCGCUGGUCACGCAGGACCAGAGCGUCUCCAGCGACCGCGCUCUGGAGAGCCCCUGGCGUGGCUGCGAGGCGUACCACAUCUACCUGCUCUCUCAGCGGCAACUGUACGAGGGACAGUUCGAGCAGGCCAUGAAGACAUCCCUGCGGCUGGCUGAAUACGAGGACAUCCUCGACACACAGACCAUAUAUUCCCUGAUAGCGCUCACCACUUACUACAACAAGUUCUACAUGCAGUGCUCCAAGGCAUUCAUCAAGCUGGAGGCUUCUGGGGACAUAAGCGACGAGAUGCGCACCAAGUUCUCAGACUUGGCCCUGAGCAUCUUCACCAGGAGCACGCCCAAGGAUCCCGUGAAUCAGUUGCUGCUGCCCUGCCCAAAGUGCCACACACGGAUCAGCGACUGGUCAGUCAGCUGUUCCAGCUGCAACCAUCGGCUCGCUUUCUGUGUGGCCUCAGGGCGGUCCAUCUUUCCUGAGGACCGGGGGCCCAAUUCUGGGCCGUACCCGCCCGGCACAGGUCCCCUGGGUGAGACCAUCAAAUGCCGCGUCUGUCGGCAUCGUAUGUAUGCCUCGGAGGUCCGCAAACUGCGGAACUGCCCUCUGUGCCACUCGCGCUUGGACAUCCCAGCGCCACCGCCAAUGCACUGA
This is a messenger RNA of Symbiodinium natans, 1776 nucleotides long. The record is from the annotation of a GenBank genome assembly. NCBI's taxonomy places the organism in Eukaryota, Dinophyceae, Suessiales, Symbiodiniaceae.